AUGUUUUGUGUGAAGAAAUGUUUGACUCGUGUCUCGAGUGAAACCAUCCGAAGACAAUCGCAUGUAUUGUCCGCUCAAACAGUUCUGGGAAUCGAGACAUCAUGUGAUGAGACGGGGAUAGCAGUGGUCGACAGCGACCGACAAAUACGAUCACAAGUCUGUCGGUCGCAACUCAAGACCCAUCUGUCAAACGGCGGAAUCAUUCCUCCGGUGGCCAAACAGAUGCACCAGAAGUGUAUCGACGACUGCGUGCGGCUCUGUCUACAAGAGGCGGAUCUGAGGGCUGACCAGUUGUCUGCGGUGGCCGUUACUGUCAAACCCGGUCUUCCGCUGUCGUUAGUGAUCGGCAGGAAUUACGCCAAGACUUUAGCGCUGAAGUACUCGUUGCCAGUGAUUCCCAUCCAUCACAUGGAAGCGCACGCCUUAAUGGCGACCAUUGAUAACCCAAGCCUUGACUUUCCGUUCAUAACUCUAUUGAUAUCCGGCGGUCACUGUCUUCUGGCGAUUGUCCGUAAUAUCACUCGUUAUGAUCUGUUGGGAGAGUCUAUAGACACGGCUCCGGGAGAACUGAUGGACAAAAUCGCGCGACGCCUAAGACUUCGCAAUUUGGGUCCGCCUUUCGAUGGCAUUAGCGGCGGAGCGGCCGUCGAGUUGUGCGCCAAAAGCGGGGAUCCGUUUAAAUACUUUACAGACGUAAACAGUUAUCCAUUGUAUACCUCUCACCGCCGGUGCUGUGGAUUCAGUUUCUCCGGCUUUCAUACCCACGCCUUUCAAGUGAUCGAAAGGUUGGAGAAGAAGUCGGGGACAGAACCCGACCGCGUGUUGGUUGAGGCCAACGACAUCUGUGCGUCCAUUCAAUACGCCAUCACUUUUAUGUUCAUUAAGAGACUUCAGAGGGCUUUCCUUUACAUCAAAGCCAACCAUUUGUUUGAUGAAAAGCCUAUAAAACUGGUGAUUAGCGGCGGUUGUGCUGCGAAUCAGUUCAUCACGACUGCCAUCACAAACUACUGUCAAUCUGUAGAUAUCCAAGUGUUGACCCCUUCAAAGAGUUUGUGUUCCGAUAACGGGGUUAUGAUUGCAUGGAAUGGUGUCUUAAAACUCAUUAAUGAACACAACUAUUCAGAUGUCGUCCUAAGAGACCAACGAAUGAUUGAAAGUCUCGAUAUCUCUGGGAAGGCAUUGUUUGGCGAAGACAUUAGCCAUCAUGUCAUUCAACAACACAUCAAAUGUGACAGUUUUGAUGUCAAACAGUUUAUUAAUACACAAUAA
Medioppia subpectinata is the source of this 1269-nucleotide messenger RNA. The record is from the annotation of a GenBank genome assembly. Lineage: Eukaryota; Metazoa; Arthropoda; Arachnida; Sarcoptiformes; Oppiidae.